AUGGUUCAAAUAAUGUGCGAAAUGUUAUCCAAAGGUAGGUCUGAAAUUGCUGAAAAUCAAUGAUUUCGUGAUUUUCAGCACAAAAUUUUAGCCUAGAAAGUUUUUUUCCAGCGCAUUUCAGGCUGAUCCAAAAUUUUUGGAAUUUUUGGCAUAAUUUUCUUUAAAAUCUUUCUAGACCUAAAUUUUGUGCUGAAAAUCAUGAAAUUGCUGAAAAUCGCUGAAAAUCAAUAAUUUCACGGUUUCCAGCACAAAAUUUCAGCCUAGAAAGUUGUUUUUUGCUACAGUAACCCAUCUGAUCCAAAAUUUUGGCACAAUUUUCUUUAAAAUCUUUCUAGACCCAAAUUUUGUGCUGAAAAUCACGGAAUUGCUGAAAAUCAAUGUUUUCAUGAUUUUCAGCACAAAAUUUCAGCCUAGAAACUUUUUUUCUCUACAGUAACCCGGUUGAUCCAAAAUUUUGGAAUCUCUGGCACAAUUUUCUACAGUAUCUUUCUAGACUCAAAUUUUGUGCUGAAAAUCAUGGAAUAGCUGAAAAUCGCUGAAAAUCAAUAAUUUCACGGGUUCCAGCACGAAAUUUCAGCCUAGCAACUCAAAAAGCCCGGAAAAUACCUUCAUUUUGCCCCAAGUUUUUUGAGUGGCCUAGAAAUCCAAUGUUGGUUUUCUAGGCCAUUCAUAUUUAGGUUCAAAAAAUCGCAAAUUUUCCCGUUUUUCCAGAAAAAUUCGUACAAAUCAGUUAUAUAACAUUUUUUAUACUUCAAUUUCUGUUCGUAGUUUCAACCACAUGCGCCAAGAAAAAAGGAAAUAAAAAAGGAAAAAAACAGAAAAAAUUGGCCACAAGUUCGAGAAGAGUGAGUUUUUUUGGCGCCAAAAAAAUUGGAAUUCAAAAAAAAAUUCUAUUUUUUUACAGGAUGCCAGCAGCUCUUCGCAAAUCUCCAGGGCAGCCAAGAAAAAAUCAUCGGCGGCUGUGAUUUCAGCCAAAUCUUCUUCGAAAAAAACUCAAAAAUCUGGAAUUCGCGGCGCAUCUCAAAUAUCUGGAGCUCAAAGUCCAGCGGCUCCGGGAGCACAAGAUGCUGCUGGCGGUGGUGUGUCAGCCUAUCAACCUCCACCAUAUCACGAGCGCCCGAGACAUCCAGGAUUUGAGGCGCCGAUUGAGGAUACUGAGGAAAAUAAGACCGAAUAUCAGGUGAAUGGGUUUGCGGAUGCCGAGAAUUUUUGA
Messenger RNA from Caenorhabditis angaria, 1213 nucleotides. NCBI's taxonomy places the organism in Eukaryota, Metazoa, Nematoda, Chromadorea, Rhabditida, Rhabditidae. The record is from the annotation of a GenBank genome assembly.